Messenger RNA from Eriocheir sinensis (Chinese mitten crab), 2076 nucleotides. RefSeq lists its product as uncharacterized. The transcript has 10 exons. Bases 80 to 1918 code for a protein of 612 amino acids. The record is from RefSeq and is a predicted model, not a curated record. Lineage: Eukaryota; Metazoa; Arthropoda; Malacostraca; Decapoda; Varunidae.
CUAGUAGUACCUGCCGGAGUGACGGAGUCUGGAGUCAUGCAGGGUUGUGUGUGAAGCUCCCUCUUUUAACGCUAUAACCAUGGCGUUGCUUGCCAGCUUGUGUGCUUAUAUCCUGCUGGCGGCGGCUACGAUAGUGGGAGUGAGCCAUGGGGAGUGCAAGGUUCCAUUCAUAAUGCGAGGGACAUGGUUCAGCUUCGAGAAGGGCAGCAACACCCUCACAGAGAUUGAUGACACCUCCAUGAGCAGGCAUGGCUCUUGUGUCGCCAUGAAAGUGUACCGUAGUGACUACAAGGCGCUGCUCUUCAAGAACAAUGAAUGUUACUACUGUGUGCGGUUUCACAUCAGGACCGUCAACGUCAUGCAAAAAAGUUCAACUGGAUGCAACACUUAUACUCCUCCACAUUACAAGCCAUCCCUGGACGAGGCUUGCGCAGAGCUUGACAAAAACCAGGUCCUCGUCACAAUGUUCAACGAGAACUAUAAACCCAAGAACUGCCGCUCUGCCAUUGAGGGCGUGUGGCAGUUUGCUUACCAGAACAGAUUCUUCUUUACAGGUGAGUGUAACCACCCUGAUGCCAAGAUCCACUCAUGCCAGGAGCCUGGCAACCAGUUCCUCAUCGCUAAUCAGAAGUUUAACCUGACCUUCAAAAAGUGUGAGGGCAUCAAGGAGUCCUUUGAUGGAACUAAAGAGUUUUCCUGUCUGGGCGACUGGUUUAUUGGAAAGAACCAUUUCUUUGCUGCGGCAAACACCAAGGAGUCAAGGAAGGAUGAGAAGUACCGCUGCUUUGUGCGUAACCGUGAUGAUGACGUCUACAUGGGCCACUCCAUCACACCAGAGUGUUCUGUGCUCAAGACUCCUGAGAACAGCCCCUUCAGGUUCCGUAUGACUCCAGUAAAGCAGGAGACAGUCACACCCGGGUGUCUGCUGCCCAAGAACUUCAGUGGAGAGUGGAUGAACACAGCCCACACAGAGGCAGACGUGUUUAUCAACCAGACCCACAUCAUAGAGACCACGUAUCCAGAUGAGGGGCGCUAUCGGAGGACUAUCUAUGUGUGCCGAGAAUCAAGGGACAACCGCUACAUGAUGGCCAGGCUCAACAUUGAUGGAUGUCAGAAGGACUACGUGUGUUUUGAGUUUGUGCCACGCCACCACAACAUCAUCAGGUUCAGGAAGGGUCUGGAGAUGAUUCGGGAAGAUUUCUCUACUGUCUGUUCCUACAUCCAGUUUAAGAGUGGACGAGACUGGAACUACAACCUCAUGUUGGCCAAGGACCCUGUGGCUGUGAAGUGCCCUGUUGCUGGCAAGUUCAACUUUACACAGAAAGGGGAGCUUCCGUUCGAGACCCGAAUCCUGGGAGGUGUUACCAAGUCUCCCUGGGAUGACAUCUACUGCAGGGAAAACAUCUCUGACCUCUCAGUGUGUGACGAGGAUCAAAAAGAGAUGUGGAUAGAUGCCCACUACUGCAUCACAGUGGAUGCCUACGGCCGACAUAAGGAUAUUUACACUGACCCUGACUACAAGCUAAAGUGCAUCGGCUACUGGAAGGAGAAUCUCAAGUCUUACCUGAUCACCUAUGACGAGCUGGAUCCCUUCUCCAAGUACAGAUGUUGGGUGUACCAGAGGGCUGACCUCAACAGGGUGCUCAUGUCCCAGAGUGUUGGUCCAUUCUGUAACUUAGCCCAGACCGUCCUCAGUCCAGACAAUGGUGCUGCGGUUAUACUCAACAUGGUGGAGUACGAGAGAGAACAUGACCGUUGUCCCAUGAACUUUGAUGAUGGAUCUUACCCCUGGAAAGAACCUGGCUCCAACUUGCACAUCUUUGAAUUUCAGCCCACAGGUGUUGCAACCCUGACAACUACCUUGUCUGGAAUGCUCUUGUUCUUGCUUCUCUCCUUCCACCUCAUACACUUAAGUUGAGAAUGAUAAAUGAAAGGUAAGGCCAUGUCAGGAGAUAAUAAUUUGUUAGGCUGAGAAUGAAAAUGAAAGGUAAAGCCAUGUCAGGAAUAAAAAGAAUGUAUCAUUUUUCAAGAUUGUGUGAAAAUGUCAGUCCAUAAAAUAAGAAUGACAAAAAUUUA